Molecule: messenger RNA, 32526 nt
Organism: Spirometra erinaceieuropaei
Lineage: Eukaryota; Metazoa; Platyhelminthes; Cestoda; Diphyllobothriidea; Diphyllobothriidae
Source: the annotation of a GenBank genome assembly
AUGCCCGACGUCUGCCGGCAGCCGGGUCCGCCACCACACCCCGAAAUGUUGGCAUUUGUUAAGGUGCGCAAUCCGAUAACGCCUGACAGAAUGCGAUAAGGCGGUCCAGCGCAUCUACUACGGACCUCGUUUGGGGAGCGCAAUGUCAUCAACAACCACAUAGGUGAAAAGUAGAUUAUGUGGCUGAGCGGUCCGUUACAAAUUUUGAUGAAUUGCAACAGUUUAUAGCAACUUUGGCUGAGAUUCUGUGAGCAGUGCAGUUGACGUCCAUUCCAGCCAGGCAGACAACAAUACUUCCGAAUCUGCCACUGUGCACUGAGGGGUAAUACAAUGAAUUUGUUUCCCGGUUUAGUUCAAAAGCGGAAUUUGCACAGGAGGUGGUGAUUACACGAAUUUGUCUGUAUACUUAUAACGGCUUCUAGGCAAAACAACUGUCGGUUCUUGGGAGACGAAAUGAGUACGAGUUUCAUAUUGACCCAACUGUGAAAAACUCGACGCCUCGAUGGGAUUUGAACCCACGCAGUAAGGGGAAGGCUUUAGUACAGGCAACGCUCUUACCACUUGAGUGCGAUUUUGUUAGAAAUAUACUCUGCUUGGUCCCCCUCUGCCUCAGCUUCUGCUGGGGGAGGAUCGACAGAAAGAAGGCCAUUCUCCGGUUUUCCCCUCCAACCUAUCCUCUCCGGUAGGUCAGAUUUUUUUUCAUUAACAUCCACAGACGCUAUUAGACUGGACCCAACUUUCAGUAACUCCCCAAGUGAGUAGUAGAAAAUUUUUCGGUUCGAAUUAUACGGAAAUACCUUCUUCGUACCUACAUAAGAUGCCAUGCAAAGUGCAUAGUAUGCAUGGCUGUUAUUAUAACUUUUUGCUACUAAAGAACUGUGGCGAAUUCCUGUUUGACUAAAAACCGAUUUUCUCGUUUGCCUGCAGGAACCUGUCAUGUCGACCGAAAGGGCAUCAUAACUCAGGACAGACAAUCUGUAUCUCGCUCAAAAUUCUUACAUGCCUUUACUGUUAUUUAAGUCCCCGAUAAACAUUUCCUUCCGCCAACUUCAAUCAACCAACUUCUGUCGUGAAAUUGGUCGCUGCUUAUGUAAUUAAUCAAGUGGUGUGGGAAACUCUAGGUUGGGUGUUAUUGGGGUCGAUUUGCUUUAAAUAAUAGUGACACAGCAGCCCAUGUAUAUUUGCCGAUGGAUCCGAUAUCGAAAAAAGGAAACCAGAAAUGCGUGAAAAGGCGAGCCCCCUUUGCGCAUUUUUUUGGUGAGGGCCAACUAGGCCACAUCAGCCCAUUUCGCAACUCAGCGCAGCCUUGUGAUCCAACCGUAGCCACCUCCAGCCCGAUCGGGCCAGAGCAGGACAGAUUGGGCUGGUACUGCCAGGAAAGGUUAGUACUAGGACAAGGGUCAAAUUUGGGUUUCGGGUCAGGAUUAAGGGUUAUGUUUAGUGUUAAGGUUAAGGUUAGGCUUAGGUUUAGCGUCAGAUUUGGUGUUAAGUCGCGGUUAGCGCUAAAAUUGAUUAGGGUGUGGGUCGAGUCAUAUCUCAUCUCAUCUUAUCUCAUCAUCAUCUGCCCGUCUUUCCUCUUGCGGGUCCCUUCUUCUGCACUUAACACUACAUUCGGUCCUGCAAAAUUAUAGGAAAAUUAAUAAUUCAAUUUAGUAACAAUAAACAUUUUCAUGUUUUUACCCUCUUACAGUCAUUACUUACUUAAAGUAUGAUCAUAGCCUUACGACCAUUUCCGCCCACGCCUUACUUCACCAUCCGCCUUACGCUUCCUUUUGUAUCAUUUGCCUCCAUCAGAUUAGCCGUCCUUAUAGUUUUCUUACUUUAUCAUUGCAGUUUCCGCGUUCGGCGUUGUUUUCUUAUUUAUUUUACCCGUUGUAACAGCUAGAAACCUGUCUGGACGUCUAACCUUAGUUGUUUUGGAAUGGAUACUCACGUCGGAGCGGGCUUUUCCAUUUUUCAGGGAGCGUAUAUCAGUACCAGUACCAGUGUAUUUCAGUGAUAGUAUGUGUGUACCUUCGAAAUCCCUAUUGGUUACAUGCAGAGGAAGUAUAAGGAGAAAAUGGAAAGGAAGUAACAUGAAAGAAAUACAAGGGGAAAUACAAAAACUGCACAGAUGAACACAUAAUGUCAUGCAUUAACAGAAUUUAGAGGCAAAUGAACUCGGUUAGUUGAUUUAAUGCAGCAGACAGUUGAAGCACACUUAAGAUACAGGAAAAGAAGUAAAACUACAGGCAUCGUGGUGAAUGCGAGCAACGGUGUGCGACGUAGUUCAAAAUUAAUAAAUUACAUAAACAUAUCUUACUUGAAUGUUGGUAGUAGCAUCAUAAGAACACUAAAUCGUCAAAGUUGGCUAUCUAGGUGGCGGAAGUCCGGCGUUAUUGCGGUACGCGCUCCAAUGUUGAUCUAGCCUUCGUUAAAAAGUAUCUACGGUUCCCGACAUAACAGCAUCUUCAGGCAAGGCAUUCCAAGCUGCAACCACUUUGUUGGCGAUGAAGAACCUUCGUGUGACUAGCCGGGCACCAGUCACACGCAGUUUGAGUGGAUGGCCUCUCAGGUUAGUCGUAGUCGCCAACUCGAAGAAGUCUCCAGGUCCGAGGCAGCAGCCCCGAUUACGCACGAUGCGGAAAGCUUGCAUCAGGUCCCCACGUAGCUGUCUGUAACUCAAAGGAAAGAGGUCAAGAUUAGCUAAUCGUGUUUCGUAGGGUAGUGACCACUGCCCAGAUACAAGUUUCGUUGCUCGUCGUUGAACCUUUUCGACUAUGCCGAGGUCUUUAACGGCCCAGGGUCUCCAUGCUCGGAUAGUAAACUCCAGAUGCGGUCGCACGAAGGUUCGAAAGACCUUGGCGAAGCAGUCUUCAUCAAAGGAAAAGGACGCCCGUUUGACGACGUAAGGAAUGGACAUCGCCGACUUGGCCACCUUUGGACAUUGUAACGAAGCAUUAAGCGAGGUUGUGAUCCAUACACCCAAGUCCUUCUGGGCGUCGACUUCUUGCAGUGGUUUGCCAGUCAGGCGGUAGGCCGUGUGGUUAGGAGAACUGGUUCCACUGACGCGUCGGAAGGUACAUUUGUUUACGUUGAACGGUAGAAGCCAGUCCUUCGACCAUUGCUCGAGGUGGUCCAGAUUUGUCUGCAGUCGCGCCUCGUCUACUUCCCUUCGCACGGUACUCCAGAUCUUUAUGUCAUCAGCAAACAUUGCGACAUCGCAAUCCAGUUCGUUUGCGCAGUCGUUGACGUAUACGAGGAACAGUGUAGGACCAAGAACAUAGCCUUGGGGAACACCACUCCUAACGGCAACCUCGGCAGAUUACUGGUCACUGACGUGGACGGCUUGAGAGCGGCCGAGUAAAAAGCUUCGAAUCCACAUCAGAAACUUACCUGGCACUCCUGCACGGCUGAGUUUGUAUAGAAGGCGGUGGUGAGGCCUACUGUCAAAGGCCUUUUUAAAGUCGACAUAGAUGACAUGCACUAUAUCUCCUCUAUCAACAGCCCUAGUCCAGUGUUCCAGACAGUAGGGCAAGUUUGUCACACGGGGUCUGCCUUUUCGUAAUCCAUGCUGGGAAUCGGAAAGCAGAUGGUUUUGUUCAGGGAACUGUAUGAAUUGUUGCUUUAUUAUCUUCUCCAUAAUCUUACAGCAAAUGGAGGUGAGGCUGACAGAUCUGUAACUGUUCUCAGAGACCCGACUUCCGCCAUUGUACAGCGGCGUAAUCCACGCCGACUUCCAGUCGGAUCGCAGAUAUCCGGUCUCGAAGGAUGUAUGGAGAAGAAUGGAGAGUGGCUUAGCAACUCACUGGCGAAUUCCUUCAAAAUUUUCGCAGGAAUCUCAUCGAGACCUGGUGAUUUGGGUUCCUUUAGCCUCAACAACUCCGUCAGAACCAUACCAUCAGUGAACUUAACGGUAUCCAUAAUUGUGGUGUCUUCGAAGGGUUGAAGGGCCGAAGGGUUGAAUCCUGUUUCGCUACUAAAGACAGACCAAAAAAAUUCUGAAAGGUGAUCAGCUUUUGCUCUGUCAUCAGUGAGAUGUUCACCUUCAGAAGUUUUUAGUGGUGGUAUUAGGUCCUUGUUCCGCGUACACUGCCUUUUGUAACCGUGGAAUAAUUUAGGAUUCUCCGCGGUACGGUUAAGCAGAUCCCGUUCGAAUUUCCUUCCAGGUUUGAGGAUAAGGCCCUUGGCUCGAUUUCUUUAUAUUUCGUACGCGCAUAGAGAUGUGGGGUUCCUGUCAGAAAGCGACUUUUUCCACAGCCUGAUUUUUUAUUCACUUCAUUCUUCAAGGCUUGCGUAAGCCAUCGGGGUCUGUUAGUUAACCUCAUCCAUGAAAGCGGACAGUGGUUUACGAUCAGUUCGUGCUGAAUUUCACGGAACCGUUGCCAGUCUUCGACUAUGCUUCCAACAAAUACGGACUCCCACUCAAUGCGUGAAAUUUCAGCCCUCAUUUUGUCGAAAUCCCUGCGCCAAAGGUUUCUUCUAACUGUCACGGGUUUCUCGGGCAUGGAAAAAUGCGAGAAAUCCCAUAGAAGAACAGCGUGGUCACUUUAAGCUAAAGGGGGUAGGCAUGACAUCUCAUCAAUGCUGUCCUGUGACUUCGUAAGGACAAGAUCAAAGCAGUUGACUUGUUGACCUACGCGUACUCUUGUUGGUAACAUGACGCGUUGAGUGAGAAAUAACUUCAGUGCCGUCUUCAGAAAACUCCUAUCGAAGGUCUGUUCUGAGCUAUUUGCAUGGGUCGAGCUCCAGUCAAUAUGAGGCGCGUUAAAGUCGCCCAUGAUCAGAAUAUCCGGCCGCGUAACGAACUUUUCGAGUUUCUCCAGCAGGCAAGUUUCGGCUAUGUUGUCCAGUCUCGGCGGUCGAUAAACUGUGAGAGGCUAGGCGAGCUCGGCACUUUAACGGACAGCCAGAUUGCCUCGGAGCUACACGAAAAUGUAUCGGUUUUGUCUGACACAUUUAUCCCAUUUUUCACAUACGCGACUACGCGUCCUCGCUAACGCCCUUCCCUAUCUCUGCUAAACAUCUGGUAGCCAGGCAAGGCCAACUCACGGUUGUCCACGUGUUGGGUCAACCAGGUUUCUGUUAAAGAGAUUACGUCAAGGGAUAAAUCGCAGAGGUGGACCUUUAGCUCGUCGAACUUUGAUAGCAAACUCUGCACGUUGGUGUAAAAUAAUUUCAAUUUCCGUCUGACGGAAGAUGUUAUUACAUUUUGGUUAGCGCCUUCACUCAAUAUGUCGGCUGCGCGGUCAUUCGGACCGGACCUUUCCAAGGAAGAUUGACGGACGCCGCCGUACUUGGUUGUUCUAUGUAACUAAAUUGUUCUCCCCCUCGCUGAGCCUCUUUCUCGGAAGUCACCUGUGGAGGAACAAACUCCUGCCAACCUACGAUAAGUCGUUCUGGUCAUUUUUUCCGUUUCACACUGAUUCCUCUUUUUGUGAUAGUUUUCCAUCAUUUUUUUAAGUUGAUAAGGAAUUAUGCUUUUUCUUUUGCUAUCCUACUUCGUAUGAUGUCCCGAAUGCCUGUGUCUCCUGACUUUUCACAUUCCGAGAUUCAAGAACUCUAAGACAGUAUCCUUGAAGUAUUCGGCCGCUCUGAGAUUAAAAAAUCCACACCCCCUCCAACACCAUUCGUGAGUCGACAACGCUUUCUCGCUCGGGCGUCAUACCACUGACGUGCACGUUCUACGGUAUUUGUGCUCCUACUGCGUUCCGACUGGCUCACUUUGCAGUCGGUUCAGUGUCGGUGACCAUGACCGUCCAGCUACCUUUCUGGGGGACGGUACUUGGUUAUUUUAGGUUGCUUAAACCUCUUCUCGAUUUGCACGCUCGUUGUAUUACCAGGUUGGCCUACAUGUAAACAAGUUCCUUUACGUUUAGCGAUUUUCGGCCAAAAUACUUCUUGCGUGUUUUCAAUGUGCCCCAUCAGUAAAAACCGUAUUACCACCGUUCACGUAUUAUACGCACUUGUGACUCAGUUUUUGAGGCCCGACAGCGUAUCCGAGCCUUGUCAAACGUUUUAUAACCGCAGCCACCUACCUACUUCAGCGCCCGCCGUACCUGUUGAAUGAGAUUACUGUCUCUCUUUCUCCAAGAAACUCCAGCUGGUAUUGCUUACUCUAAACAGGGUCUAAUAAACGUACCAAAUAUCCACGCGAAGAGUACUAGGGGUAGGAAAACGAAGGCACGUCUAAUCCAGUGCAUGCUCUCAGUUGCUCUGUUGGCCACUCUUACUGUGUUCUGACGGCAUCAAGUGUUCAGUAGUCCAAAAGCCUAGAUCCUCGUGUACCUGUACAGCUUCUAAUAGGAUCCAGCUGAGAUAAUACUGCUGAUUGAGAAAAUGACAAUGACCAUUUUUUCGGUUUAUUUGGUGAUGAUAAUAGACAAGGCCUUCGAAAACCUUAUUGCUUGCACGUCGAUGUGUUAUAUACAGUUGUGCACGCAUUCUGAAAAACUGUCGCGACUAAAAAUGAUGUCCAGGUAAUUUAAGUAGCAUUGCUUUCUGGACAAACCCGUAUCUGGAGUUGGAGUGUAUUUAUUUUAGGUCCCGAGUGUCGAGGAAAAACAAAGGAUACACAUAAUUAUUCAAUCAUUUCUCACUGAGCUGUUGGAACGUCGCCUUCGCAACUGAUUAGGGGAGAUCACUCGUAGUUAUUUUACCCCUUAAAUGAAGAGUUGGAAUCUAAGGUCCAGUAUGGCUAUAUUUGUGCUUAACGUCAUUGAGUGCCAUCGAAGAUGAGACAAAAGAUGCCACUGAAUCAUGCCCUCAAAGCGCAGUCCUUGGUCCAGACAAUGUAUUGUCUUGUAAGCUAAGAUCAACUCUAUGGUGCAUGUAGUACAAAGAAAAUAAUUUAUCCUGACCCGCUUUUCGAAAACCCGAUGAUCUCGGUUGAAUUCGAACAUGCGAUAGAAAGGUGAAGGCCUGAAGGAACACCUGUUUGGACAAUCGGCUUACUGUGGCAGAUUUAGCGGAUUCAUUUCGUUGCAGUAGGCUGGGCCGGUAACUUGAUCCAAAUAUGGUUAAAAUUACUUCUCCCGGUGAGACCUCGUAGCUCGGGUGGCUAGAGCUCUGGCUGUACUCCGGCUUUCCUCUUACUCUCAUAGGUUCAAAUCCAAUCAAGGUCGUCGAGUUUUCCUGAAUCUGACAAAAUCUAUCACAACACCCGUUAAAAUGGGAAAUACUUCCAAACGCUUCAGUCCUUAAGAUACAGUCGAUACUCUAGAACUUUUAAAAGCUUGGUUGCGCUACGUUGCACCUAUUCGAGACAUGUUAUGUCCUUUACGGGUUGUGGUCUUGGCGUCUGUACGCCAUACUUUAGGUGAGGCCGAACGCAGACGCGCAAACUUAACUGAAGUAGCCUCUAUCGAUAUCAACGAACGUUCUUUUGAUGGCGUGCAGUAUUUCCAUGCCCUUUUUUGCAACCUUGAUACAUUGUUAUGAUGGGUUUAGAUUGUCCUGCAUCCAGACCUCGAGGUCCUUCCGCGAAGACUCUACGGAAGUUAAAUUUCUGUCAGGCCAUGUGUCCCCAUGCUGUCGUUCGGAUAGUUGUUUAAACACAGAUGGAAGGCGGCAAAUGUUUUCACACUGAAACUUAGACGCUGUUACUCGGACCAUGUCCGCUGAGGAGACUUUUGAUCAUUUUGACCCUAGACGAAUUGCCAUAGCCUAACGUCAUCGGCAGGUAUGAUCUUACGGCAGUCGAGUCCCCAAAUGUCAGCAGUAACAUAAAAAAUGAAAGGUAGGGCCACAGAAUCGAGCCUUGAAGAACACCAAUAGUCACAUUCACCCAGUCCGAUUUGCUUUCUUCGAUACAGACGCGUUGUUUUUGUCCAACCAGAGAUUCCCGUAUCCAGUUCAGAAGCUUUCUCCUGAUGCCAAGGGCACUCAGUUUAUUCGUGAGCCGUUGAUGUGAGACAGUCAAUGGCUUUGCGAAUGUCGAUCUACACUACGUCUCCUUCGAUGCCCUCUGAUAAAGCGCUGCUUUAGACCUCCAGAAAAGUCGGUAGAUUUUAGAGACAGAAACAUUCUCGCUGAAAACCAUGCUAAAAAUUUUGUGAGAUGUCAUUCUUAUCGCAAUGCUGUUAUAUGCAAUGCUUUACAAGAAUUUUCACUGUUUUGCAAGAACGACAAAUCAGGCUAAUAGCCUAAAACCGCUUACCGCCUUCCUGCUACCUUCAUCACAAAAGGAAGCGACAAGAAUGAAGUAUAUGCGCGGGGCAAGGAAAAACUAUAGCGAACUGCCUGCUAAGUUUUUCCAACGAAAUGCUGUUCUGCAGAGCUUUUGGUCGGCUCUUCGUCGACAGGAUGACAUUUGCUGACCCAUACCACCCCGAGGAGCCACUGAUGUCGAAAUUUCUGCAUUAGUUCACUGUCCUGCACUCCCCACGCGUAAUUCUUUAGUAAGCGGAAAGCCCAGUCUUAAAAAGGUUUCGGCGCGGAGAGCAGCCGGGCGGUAAAAAUGCUCUAAAUAAUGGUAGAUGGAUGCAUACGUCUGCCAAUAUUGCGGGAUUGUUAAAACGCCAGUGAAUUUGCCAAACAACGGUUGGCAUUUUCCCACCCGCGCAUAUGCUUAACCGUUGCCAAAGAAACUAUGUUGACCGUCUUCUACUGCGAGAGCAAGCCCCCUGUUUUCAUUUACAGCUCGAAGAAAAAUCAGGGAGGACCUGCCUGCUCUGCCGAUACUUCCUUAAGUGCCAGAUCAGGGAAUCCAUCGGGCCCAGAAGACUUGUCCGACUUAAUUUAACUGAAGGCCCGGCCUACUUCCUCGGCGGAACGGCGACGGUCUCACUGACGGAAGACCCUUAACUCAUUCCAAACUUUAGAUUUUAAUCGGGAAUCCCACGGAAAAAAGAUCCAAACUGCGCAUUUCGGGAUAACACGUUCCCACCGCUAUCCUCUAAACCCUCGAUCUCCUCCCUUCGCCUCUUGUGGGCGUACGCAUAAAACUUCUUGGGAUAAGUAAGGACUUCUGCUGUCAGCCAGUGCUCGAAGGAAGUUCUAAAACAACUUAUAUGGUUGCGACAUUCAUCCCGUUGCUCUUUUUACUAAGGAACUUAUAUAGGAUCUCGAUGAUCAAAGUUCCUUUUUUCACAAAUUGUGUUUUUUCCCUAUGUCCAUACUUAUCAUCAGAUCGGUCUACUGAGGUAAGGCGCCUGGAUUUAUUAUUUUCAUUGAACAAUGGGCUCCAAUUUGUAGUGGGCAGCCAUCAUGGGCGGCCUAGAGUCACUUCCUAGCCAUUGCCGCCUGAGAGGACAACUCCGGGUUCUAUAUGCAAUAAACCCCUCAUUCUGGUUCCUUCUAUCUUUUCCUACACGAUGGGAUUUGACCUGAUGAUCGUAGCGCACAAACAACACACAUUCCCACUGCUGUGCCGAUAUCAAUUAGACACACCGUAACUGCCUGAAAAUGCUGACAGAAAUACUUUGUAUCGUUAGUGUUAACUGAUUAGUUUCUUCCGAGACAGCACGUCCCAUUGCCUCCAAAUCACCCUUAAUAAUAUCUCUGCAACUCUUUAUGUUGGUCGACAAAGCCAAAUGGCGGUUGUGAGCUCACUUCCCAUGUGGCUCGCUCUUUUUUUUACCUAAAGCAAUAUCUAUGCAGUUGAAUUGCUGUUGCUCUAUGUGUUGAAUGGAAUAUUCGUCCAGCGAAGACCGUAAUAAUUUGUGGACGAAUAGUGUGAAUGGGGCGUUUAGUACGGGGAUGUUCUAGUCCAUUUAAAGGGGGUUAAAACUGUCCAAGAGUAACAAAUUAUCCUGUGAACAUUUAACUUCAGUGAAAUUAAUAACUCCACGUCGGCUGUUUAAUUCGAGCUGGAAGGCCGAUGGACAAUGCACAGUGUAACUGCCGCCAAUAGUCUGAUCUCAAUUUUGCAUAAAAUUAUGUCAUAAUUUCGUAGUAAUACGCCGGAUAUUUUCCGCUGAUAACAAGAAAUAUCAUUGGAUAUAAAUUGCAACGCCUCCUGCUUUAUAUUGAAAUCUGUAACAACGGAACACUCGACAGCCUCCGGUGUUAAUUCCGCUGCUCCUUAUUCCUUCGAUCAACCAGGUCUCUGACAAUAUUGUGUGGGGUGUCUGCUCGGAGUCCAAUAAUUUGAGUUACCAGAGCUUGUUAAAGAGACUCGGACAAUGUGGACUCGGACUUGUGGAUUUCUGGACAGCGGCCAGUGUCCCAGUAAGCAUUUUAAAAACCGAUGCAAAUACGAUUAUCCCAUCCCUCUUGUGCAAGAUAUUUAAUCUUGCUCUUUAAAGUGAAACUUAUCCUACCUUGUGGAAAGAAUCACACAUUUUGCCCUUUCCUAUGCACGGCAAAUCUACAUAAUUUGAUGACUUUCGGCCAAUAAACACCCUCCCCGCAGAUUCGAAGAUCUUAGAGACUUUUGAUCAAGGAUAAGAUGAUGCGUCACUUAACAGUGAAUAACCUGCUCAGUGCUGCUCAGCAUGGAUUCCUCAAAGCUCGGUCUUGUGACACCUAUCAACUCUCUUUCUUUGACGAUGUUCUCCAAUCUAGGGACAAUGGUUUUGCACUUUACACAGUAUAUUUCGAUUUCACUUAGGCUUUUAAUCGUGUGAGCAUGCUCUUCUUCUCUUGAAACUCUCUUCUUUCGGAAUAGGUGGAAAACUUCUGAAUUUUAUAUACAUUUACCUGGGCACUCGUGCACAACGCGUUAAGAUUUCCAAUACUAUCUCCAACCCCACACGUGUAGGAGUGGAGUCAUUCAGGGAAGUGUACUCGGCCCGCUUUUAUUUUGCCUUUUCGUUAAUGAUGUACCCGAUUUAUUUCAGAAUGGUAAGCCUUUCAUGUAUGCCGAUGAUCUUAAAGUUGCAUAUCGAUAUAAGCCGGCAGAUCGUGACAUCGUGCUUGAGCUCCUAAAGAGCGAUCUACAGGCUUUCGCCCAGUGGUGCCGCACAUGGCGCCUUUCUCUUUCUUGGCAUAAGUGCUCAGCCAUGGUGGUUGGCGACGACCAUCAACCUCAACUAAAUAUUGAAGGACACGCCAUAAAUGUGCCUGGGGUUAUUAAGGAUCUAGACGUAUCAUACUCCAUGAGUCUCAAUCUCUCGGAGCACUGUGCCUUGAUAGUCUCCAAAGCAGGCAGAAUGACCGGUUUUAUCCUCCGAAACUUUAAAACUAGGGACAUUAGAAUGCGCCUUUACAACAUGUACGUUAGACCUGGUCUGGAAUACUGUUCGUUUUUAUUUAGCCUCAUGCGUGCUACCGAGCGGAAGAAAACAGAAUCCGUUCAACACUUUUUUACCAAGAGAAUUUUAGCCGCGGAACACCGACAUUUGUCUUACCAAGAACGUUACCGGCUUACGGGCCUUGAUCCUUUAUGGUUCCGUAGAUUACAAAAUGGACUAUUUUUGUUAUUUAAACUCUUAUAUAAUCACACAUUUAACCCACUCACCUCUUUAAGACAUCAUAUCCACCCACGACGGAACACUCACCGUGAGGUCUUUUUAUUUCUUCCUCAGCACGUACUACUAAAUAUCGUCGGUUCUUUUCUGUAAAUGCAAUUGCUAUUUGGAAUAAACUACCCAUGAGUGUGAAAACUAUGCAAAAUUUUCCCUUAUUUAAGAGAACUAUUACUCGGUUUUUACACUCAGAAAAGCUCCAACAAGCUUAAGUGCUGGAUGCACUGAUUGACUCUACGGUAGCGAUGGCGUUUGUGGUCUCUGAACACUAUGGCUGGUCUCACCAGGAACAUUUUCGUUGGUCAAUAGCGACAAUUGUUCUUCGGCGACUCUAUUUUGACUAUCCCCAAAUUCAUGAAAGGAAUUGACGUCUAAUAAUCUCCGAUACCGUGCACCCCCCCCCCCUUCUUGACGGUCGAGAGCUUACUAAAAGCUCCCACACAUUUUGGGUGCUGAAUUCACCGAUCGAAUCUACCGUAGCGAAUGCGUUUGUGGUCUCGGACCACUGUGGCCGGUCUUACCAAGGACAAUUUUUUGGCCAACAGUGACAGCUGUUCUUCGGCGCUUCUGGUUUAACUAACUAUAACCUCAUGAAAGAAAGUGGCGACUGAUAAUAUCCAAAUCUUUGUAAUCCCUCCCUUCUUGACGGUGGAAAGUUUUUCGCCUGCAUUUUUUUUCUCCUGAAUCCUCCAAACCAUAAAAACCACCGACAACUAUACUUUUAUCCCCUUUCCACAGGAGUUUUAUUUCACUGCUGGCCGAAUUUGUGUUAAACGUUUCCCCGACGAUGCCUGUCAACUGGCAUUAAAUAAAAUUAUUAUUGUAUUUCUGAUCUAUGGGGUUUGGACAUUUGUCCUUCGAUUAUUAGAAGACAAGAUUGGCGUCGUCGAUAGCCAUGCUGAACGGGACGUAGAAAUUUCCUCUGCAUUGCUUGGUGAAUCGUUGUAUGCGACUUCAUGACCUCUCGUAAGUUGCGGGUUAGACUAAUUCAAUGAUAAUUUCCCGGAACUAAUUUGAUUCUACCUUGUGCAACGAGGAGUUGAAGGGAACCCUCAACAGCACUUCACCCUCCUUACUGCGCCUUUACAAUAAAAUAGAAACUAGUUUACAAAAAUCAUCGUUAAACCCUUAAAAGCUAGUUGAGUGUAUUCUUUCUAGACCACUUGACCUGGAAAGUUUCGAACAAAGUAUUUCAGUAAUCUCAGGUCUCUGCUUGUUGUCCUCCCGCCUGUUGUUCUUCACAUUUCUGUUCGGCUCUACUCAGGGCUUGAGCUGGACAUUGUUCGCGAUCUAUCGAAGUGUCAGUACAAUAUUACGAUGUCCCUCGUUUUCGGACAACUGUUGCUGCCAGACUAUCUGACACGGGUCCUCGGACCUUUGAUAACCCUAUGCAUAUUUAACAACAUUUGUUUUAUUGGGCUCACAAUCAAACAGUAGAAACGAACUGUCGGUUGUUCGUUACGUCAUCUAUAUAGGGUGCGCCUUUCUCUCAUGUUGGUGCGCGAUUUAUAAGCUCAUUUUUAUCUAUCAUUUUAAGUCUCAAAAUGCUCUUUUAAUUUGUCACGUUUCAGGGGGUUUUUCAUCACCAUCUAAAACUUCCAUCUGUCCUUACGCGAGUUUCACAUACAUGGAAAACCGCUGUAUGGCAGCGCAUCCCUUGCUUAUUUCCGAAUAUCUUGUACGAUCACUGCUCGGUAGUUAGGUUGGCCAUGCCUACGACCUUUGUGCCCACGGUUUUAGAAAUUGAACUGGGUUUCCAUUUUGUGUUGGACGUUGAUUGAGUUUAUGCUAACGUCAUCGCAACCCCCCCCCUCCCCGGGGAGUAGAGGUGAUACUUGUUAGAGGUGGCAAACAGUCUUCAGUUUUGUUUGGGUUCCGCACCUAUGCAGUUUGCCGCGGAAGGGAUGGCGACAUUAUUUGAGUAAUCUCAUAUUCGAAGCGUUUGAUUGGCCUAACCUGAGCAAACCAUUUAUCGGACACUUGAGGGUUGCAAAUUCUGAGAUGGAAGUUGGCUUCUCUUAAUGAACGCGUAUGCAACCACCGUUUAUCUCUUGGGAAUUCCUUAGUUUUAUUGUUUAAAAGUUAUAAACUACUCAGGUUACUGUCGCUGAACGUCUGGAGUUUUCUUACUAAUAUCAUUUCUAGACUUCGCCUGUCUUUUGAUCAUAGUGUCUUAGUAGUUAGUGCGUCUCAUGCUUAACUUGGCGCGACUCAUUGUAUAAAAGCUGGUUGAUCCGAGUAUUAUGAUCUAUGCCACAACAUCCACGAAAAGCGACGCACCUUGCGGCCCUGGUCUACGGUGAUGAGCGAUUAGUAUGCGAGCAUGACUACUCAGUCCAUAAGGGCUUCCUGGUCUCGGAUGUCGGAGUGUGCGAAUGUUUCUCGAUCGUGGCACUAACAGUCCGACGGCGUGCAUCACGAAUUACAUUUUUGUCACCAAUCUAAAGUGCACGUUUCAUAUUGGAGUUCUCGCAGAGUCAAGAUCCCGAAAAUUUAAUUGCACCUCACAACGGCCCGUGCGACUGCCAGCCAUAGUGUGACAAUCGCCUUCUGAGGACAAACAGACCGUGAGUCAUUUGCGUUAUAACUAAUAAAUCAACGGUUAACGUGCUAACAGCUAAAAGAACACUUUAUUAGCACUUUUUUCCGCCCGCAAGCGGACCGCCUGCUGGCCACCGCGAUAAAUAAACGCCCACAGUUACAAGCAUCUGUUUCAGGAUCCUCGUCGUGAUCCACCAGCUAUUAGUGGGAAUUUUAAUUGUUGGGAUGGGCCAGACGACUCUUCAGUCAACCAUCGACUCGACAAUGGUGAAGGGGUAUUGUGCUUUCCUGUCCAGAAUCGACUCGUUGUCACUAACGCAUUCUUCUGACAUCGCCACGUACAUUUGCUAACCUCUCUAGACAGUUCAGGACUUGUUAAAUGAGUUCAUAACAAAAGCCGGGUGUGCGGUGCCUGUGGGUCAAGUCAUGUUUUAACUCUCACAUGCCUGAAACGCCACGUGCAAGGCGCCUCGACGUCGCAAAAUUGCAAUGACUCGACCCGACUGAAGUAUUGAGCACAGGAAUUCGGUCCUGUCUUGCAGUCAAAUUAAAAAAGGAUUGUAUCAGACGGUCUUCGUUUAAGUCCUCAGGUGAGAGGGUUUCCGACUUUGCCCAGCAGUGCCGUCACAACUGGAUUGGGGUUCGAAUCUUACAAUUGCCUGCCCAGACAACUCGUGCUGUCCUACAACAAUGAUUUAUUCCAUAAACUCUGGACAAUGACAACAGAGUCGGCUGCAGAUAGCCGAAAAGACGUUGGGAUGGAGCGCCGACCUCCGUCGAGCAGACUCCAAACGUUGGCCAUAUUCGAAAGUCAUAACUGCCUAUCUGUCAUGUUUAUGGCAAAUCCCUUGCGUGCGACGACUGUCUGCGAAAUGAAUGACGGACUCAUUGCUGAUAACUCGGCCACGGUCGAGUGCUAAAACGAGGGCGCCGAGGGCCUUUUUCACUUUGACGUCGAAGCCUACGCCGCUUCUCUCUUUGAGUGGAAUUUUAUCCCUCUCCGACGUACGUCGUAUCAUGUGACGAUACCACCUAGAGACAUAUCGGCCAGAGCCCCGAGACCGAGUGACAGAAAAGCCUCGGGAGAGAGCGGCGUCCAUGUCAAAGGCUUUCGUCAACAGCUUGGCGUCUUGGUUCCAUGAGGAGCUUGCGCAAGCAUGGGCAUGUGUAAUCGUUCCUGGCGACCCAAUUGUCAUUCAAUCAUUCAGACAAUGUAUUUGACCAACUUUCUGUGUCAACUGACUGCAACAAACAGUUUCGUCAGGCCGGAUAGUCACUGCUUUUUACAGCAGCGAAACACAUUUUUCAUGGUUGAUUUAUUGUGGUUCAAUCCAUGAUGACUGGUGACUUCAAGUUUAAUCAGGGUCCAGGAACCGUCUCAAGAUUUUGGUGGACUCUGAUAGAUCAGGUUUUGAACUGACAACUUCAGCGUCGCUCUUAGCCAUUGGGGCUUCUAAAUUUUGGGCAGCAGUAUUGGACCCGUAGGGUGUCACAGUGUAUUAGUCCGGACUGCGCCACCUUUUUGGACGGUUUGAUGCAUCCUUGCCAUAUUUUCGUAACAAAAAGACUGCUGCUAUGAGAGAUUGAUCCUUUUUUCUCCAUUUCCACAACUUGAGUCUGCAUUAUCUCAAAAGUCCACUAUAACUGGAGGCUGGUUAUCACAAAAUUGUUCCAAAACUUCUCGAGUUUGCUUGUCUUUCGCACCUAUAGCGCGACGUUAACAGCCGCAGAGUGUAAUUAGCUGGACAGAUGUCUGAUACGCGCCAACAUUCACGGUAUCUGAAGUAUUACGUCUGGCACGUAGACGCCCUUGAGGACUGACAAAAGUCAUGUGUCGGCAGCAUCAUUUGGAUGACGGUAUCGUCUCUGUUUUAUUCGUUAACUGCGAAUCAGUUGCUGAUGGCGUAGCCGGUGAUUAGAGUCUGGGUUGCACUCACCCACUAUCAUGGGCAACAGGAGCCAUUUCAAUCUUUCGUAUGUACGAGUAAUAAAAUAACCGAAGUGUGCCCAAAAACCACGUUCUCUAAAGCAAAGGUGGUUUCCUCUGGACUCCGCCCUCGAAUUAUAGGUAAUGUCGUUGUAGACAUUAAAGCUUCUGAGCCAAGGGCAAACUCUUGGCUACUUGAAUCGAAGUCUCUCGCUCAGGAAGUAUAAGGAAAGCAUCAGCUCUCCGAUCAGUCUGGCAGACAUAACCUUCGAAUGUAUGAAAACCUCUGAAUUCACACCUUUCUUUUCGUCGUUCAGUCAGACAGCGAGCUAAGCUCUAGGUAUGCGAGCCUUGUAAAAAGUUAUGUCUAGUUAGUCGCGCUUACAUGGCGUUUGUCGAAUUCUCCAACCGAGUUUUCAACGGCUACUUGAUUGUACGGUCACCGACGGUGCGCAUUUUUCUACCUGGUGUUCUUGAAGCUUCCAGAACUCGAUAUAUGUAAACUAUCAGCUUCCAUGAAUUAAAUUUUGAGUAGAAGACAAAGGAGGUCACAACCUUGGAGUCCGACAAAACCGUGCCCCUUCACCAAUCUUUACUGCUCCUUGCUACAGCAGGCGAUGACUACUAUGGCGCCCAAGUAGGGCAGCACUACGUUUUUGACUUUGAAUAUACAGUGACUGAUCGAUCUCAUGAAAUGUUGGCCGAAAUUCUGAAAUGCGUUUCCGAUUAGGAAGGAUUACUUAGGUGGAGUUGUAAUAUUGAUUAUUGUGUAGCAUAAUCCUAUGGUAUUUCGGACUCGUAGGAUCUCGGAUUUUGAAUGCACUUCUUUUCGGCCUCCUGCAGAGACCACACCCGGUAAAAAGUAGCUCCUUAAGCAGCAUGCAUUUUCCAAAUUGAUUUUCGAUGGUCAUAUAACUUUAACCAUAUUUUAUAGAAAUCAUGCACAAAAAUAUGCUUUAUUUUACUCGUUUAAUUACAUUACCUACACAUUUUAUACUUGAAGAAGGAAUAUCUUCUGCUUUUAAAAAAGUUUUCAAGCAUGAGUUUUUUUAGGACCGUGUGAUGUCCAUGCAUGCAACAUCGUAAAUGUCCGUUUGCCUAUGCUCCUCACGAAAUGUACAACAUAGUCCGCAUCCGUUGCAAAAUUUUAUGAACUCUUUAUCGUAUCUUCGUAAAGGCAUAGAGGAGUGUAUGAUUCUCCUUACGCAGAAAGCAUACACAUUGUAGACUGAAAUCGCUACACGCUAGUGCAACGGCUGGUCAGGCUCGAAAUUAUUCAGGAAUUGGGAAACCAUUUUUCAAAACCUAGAUCUACACUUUUAGUGUAUAAAAUAUGAAGGCAAUGUGAUUUUCUACCGAACGAGUAAAAUAAAGCAUAUUUUGUGCAUGCUUUCUGCAAAAUAUACUUGAAUUUACAAGACCAUCGAAAAUCAAUGCAAAAAUUGUACGCAACUUAAGUAGUCAUUUUUUACCGAGUGUGGUCUCUGCAGGAGGUCAAAAAGAAGUGCAUUCAAAAGUCGAGAUCCUGGUGAGUCCGAAAUACUAUAGGAUUAUGCUGCACGAUAAUUAAUAUUACAACCCCACCUAAGUAGUCAUUUCUAAUCGAAAACGGAUUUCAGAAUUUCGGCCAACAUUUCAUAAGAUCGAUCACACGCUGUACCUGCAAAAUUGUCUUGCCUCGGACCAUAGUCGAGGAAACGCAAUCCACAAUUGUCCGGUUCAUCUACCAAUCCCGGAACUUUUGCUAGAAGUUAAACUCCUUUAAAAUCUGCGACAUUCUGUUGUAACAAGAAAUGCGAAGCAGUCUACUAUUUGGCCUGUUUUAGUUCCUCUUUAAAAAGGAGUUAAGACCCCGAAUUCAACGUCUUUGCAUGUUAUCUGCGAAGUAUUUGUAAUCCCACCAAUUCUGAAAUUUUUCGCAUCGGAGGAGUACUGCAGUUUUAUUGUACUAGCCCAUAUGCUAGUGUUUGUUAGAGUUCUAUCAGACGAACUCUUUGGCUGGGCAGACGACAUAGCGACCGCUCAAAUAAUGCACAGGAGAGGAUCCUUUAUGAUUGCCACAACAAUCGUCUGUCUCAUCUUCGCGAUAGGCGACAGAAGAUCCUAUUGCGACUUGCAUCCGAUCGAUACAAUGCUCAAGCUGUUCUGUAUUCAUCUGAUAAAAUGUCGCUGGUUACUUUAGAUAUAGCAGUUCUCCCGAACCUAGGAGUUUUUUCUGCCAGGAACCGCCAAAACUGGCUAUUUAACUAUCAGUAGAAUUCGAUGGGUUUUCUCGGCCGUUAACAGCGCAAGGCGCUUUUCUUUGAGAUAUAUUAUCCUAAAAACGUCAAGUAACUUGUGGAGGACGAGAAUUUCGUCGAAUGCCAAACCCCUCUGUGCUCUGCCGAAUGCAUAAUGACGUGGCUACACCGAUCUGUAGUUGGCCAUGCCAAUAGCUCUGUCAAUCUGCGAAUCCACACGAGGGUUCAUAAAGACAUUGACUGUAACAUUCCCUCUCGAAUGCAAUUACUUUUGUAUUUUUUUAGAUAUUGGAAGCCAUUCGUUUGGUUGACAAAAUUUGUCUGUAAAAGGACCUGGUGUAAAGGCUCUUUUUCUAAAGAUCCCAACCUAUCAGCGGAGACGAGAUUCCGUAACCGCAUACUUGCAGUUUUUUGUUUUGGGAAAAGUGUUUUCUAACCACUUACGUGUGUUUCGUUUUUCCCUACGAAUUUUCGAGAUUUGACAGCGUAGUCCUGGCCAUAGGUUUAGGUCUUCUCAUAUAAAUAAGCAGAGAAGAGAGCCCUAUGAUAACAACCGGAGAAGGAAAAAGGCAAACCCCGGGAAAUAUCUGCAUCUUUCGUGCAAAAAUUGCCUCACUUUACUGUUUUUUCUUCUUUUCAGCUGGCCGCCCAAAUGCCUUCAUCAGGGUCCUUCCUGAUAGCUGUUAUUUCAUUCCUCUUCUGGACCACCGCACUGGGUAGCACAGACACCGCCCAAACUGAGGAAUCUGUCUUCUGUGGCAAUCAAGAAUGCACAAAAUCCAUUCGUCUAGGAUGGUUGAUAAGGGGCUUCAACUUUGCGGACACAUUUCUCCCUGAAGGCACCGAUGUUGACAUUCUCGGUGAGCAUGCUCUGCACCCGAAUAUUCUUCUCGUCCGCUACGGGGAUAAAACCUUCUACUUAGACAGUAGUCUAGUGCGCCAAGGCGAAACUCUUGUGCCCUCAUUUUACAGGACGGUGAUACCUAGAGUGCCGUUACAGCCAGAAUUUUCUGAAUCGCCAGAGUCAGCCGCUGCUGGAGGCAAGCCAGCUUCCACUCUGCCUGAGCACGCCACUUCACGAGGAACUGCGUCGGCCCAGCAAGUGAAGACAGAGAAUGUACAUUCUUCCUCACCCCCGCCUGAAGAGCCUAAAGUUCUGCAGGCGCAGUCGAAUUCUCCAUCUAAACAGCCUUCAAGACCCUCAACGGAGCUGGUAAAUGAAUCAGAACAACAUACAUCGCCUCCAAAACAGGCGACGCCUGAGGCUGCUGCUGACAAAAUGCCCAAUCAACAGAAGCAGGCGGCCAAAUCAAGUGCUGAAGACACUGUGAAGGUGUCAGAUUUCACAUCACAAUCUGCUAAGGCUACACAAGAGUCCGCUGUUCGGGAGCCAGUGAGUAACGAAAAGCUAUCCGAUGACGCCAACUCCGUGUCCUCGCCAUCUCAUCCUCCUAUUGAACCCACGAAACAGCUAGAGAUGCAGAAGGAAAAGCUGGCAUUAUCGGGGUCUCCAAAAGACGCUCCUAGAGAUAUCCGGGAUGAUGGCAGCCACACCGGUACCCAGUCUCGUCUAUCCGCCGCUCAGAAUCAGCCGCCUGUCGGCAAGGAGAUUGAAACGAAGGAUAAGCCGCUGCAGCAAAAAGCCGUGGUCACUGAUGAACUUCAUGUCGAGUCUGUCCCCAAGGAGCCGUUGCAAACUGAAAUUCUGGUUGAUCCUGUUGUUGCCCAUGAGACUGUAUCUAAACACCCUGAACCGGCAAACCACUUGCCGGUUGAGACUGGUGCUAAUGUCGAACAGUUGCGGUCUAUAGAAGAAACCGAGCGGCCACCAUCGCCUCCGCAGACUCAACCUUCUGGAGAAAAGGCACUCCCUACAGCAGAAAGUAAGUCAUUACGCGAAGACGCACAUGCCAGCGCUGUGGUUGAGAGCCAAGUUUCAGAAUCUUUGUCUUCCGGGUAUACGCCAGCAUCAUCAAAUGAUCAAGAAAUACCUCCCUCUUCCGCGGCUUUUCAGAAGCCACACGAUAAUGUUGCCUCUAAAGACUUGUCAACAGUUUCAGAUACUUCCGAGCCGUCGUCUGAGUCAGCCAAGCUUGAAAUGUCCGACCAGAAGACGGAGGAGGAAACCCCUGCUGAUGAACUAAAGGAAAACUCGAAGUUACGGCUGUCAUCACCACCCGCGGUUAAAGACCCGUCCUCGGAGGAUGUCAAGACAGUCGAAGAACCUACUGUCGCAGUCGUCUCGGAAGGUCCUUUGGAUAGUGACCGUGAAAAAGACCAAGCAGUGCCUGUCCCUCCCCCUGACAAGGGAUUUUCGUCUGAAUCCACCGAGUUUAAACCGUCCGGAGUGUUGCCCCAUCCUGUGUCACUUGAAGGCGAGGACCCUGAUAGUUCACCCAUUUCAGAAGCAAACGAAGCUACUUCCUCCUUCAAACCCGAGUGUAGCCCUGAAGACUCAUCGCCGCAUACUACAGCCCCCACGCUAAUUCCACCCCGUCACGAAGACUCACAAAAUGCGGAAGCGCCACUUGGUGGUGGACCACCUCUUGAAGCACUGGCCAAGAACGACGGUGGGCACCCGCAAGGUACUACCCCUGACGAAGAUCAGCCAUCCUCCUCCCCACCUGCAGUCUCUCCAGACUCUCUGCAUUUGUCUCAUUCGUCUGAGAAUUUGAUAAAACCCUCGGGAAGCAGUCCGCGGCGACUAAUAUACUCUGGUUUUAUUCAGUGCCUGUUCCAGUCUGCUAACCGUAGUCUUCCUGCAAACGUUGUGGCCUCGAAGUCUGCACUUUCAAGUUUGACCCUCUUUCUGUUCGAUAAUUUCAUUACUCUGGCCGAGAGGGCGGUCACUUUUCUUCCACCAGAUCAUGUCAAAAUGGCCGACGACUUCCUUUACAAAAUCAUUGGCGUGCCUCUAAGUUUUCUGGUCGCCUGGUGGUUUUUCCUCUUCUCCGCCUUUGCCACCUACGUCCUUAUUCGUGUUGGAGCGCACAUUUUUAUUGGGUCCGGUGAUGGUGGUGUGCAGCAACGCUCGCUGGUCGACUGGUUAGCUAUAGAGGAGCAUGCCAAUCAGCUGGCUGCACGUCUGGCUGACCAGGAGGAGGCAAAUGCUCGCCUUACCGUCUGGACAAUGGAGUUGAGUGCGCGAUGUGAGGACCAGAUGCGUAGCCAGUCGAACACUGAAUCCAGCUGUCAGGCACAACUUCGAGAAGUCAGAUCGGCCCUGAACCAGAGCCGGCUGGAGACCAAAGAACUACAAGCAACUCACGACGCCCUCGUUCAGCAGAUCUCCUCCAUGAAGUGUGAUCGCGCCUCCCUGGAGGAGCGGUUGCAAGCUGCUAGUGCCAGAUACGAGGCUGCCGAAAACGACUGGCGACUCAGUCGCGAUGAACUGGAUCAAUCACAUAACGCACAGGUUCAAGCCCUGCAGGAAGAGAAGGAGGAACUCCUGACUCGCUCUAACACCUAUCGGGAGAGGAUUGUUGAGAUGGAGACAGCGAUGAAGGAACUGACCACCUCAAGUCAGAAGUUGGAGGAGGAACUGGUAGCACGAGAUAGGGAGCUGGCUGGUCUCCGCGAUAUGUUCAUUCAGCUGAAGAGUUUCGAACUGAGUCUUUCUCAAACGAAUUCGGAUGCGGCUUCGCUCGGUGCCGCCACUCCGCCGAAUGUCUCGAAAGAAGAUGGGGCCAGACGAAAGUUGUCUGCCUCCAGUGGUGGUUCUGACCAAGAUGCUGCCGACGGUAGCGAUUGGGGCGCUGAGGUUGACGAACUGGCCAACGAGGUGGAUCUUGACGAUCAGCUUGCCGUUACAGAAAUGACCAACAGUCGAGAAAGUGAUGAGAAUGAAACUCAAGGGAGACGGAACGAGCGGCUUCAGCAAGUGUUGGCCAACUUCCUCGAUGUUGGCAAGCUAAGAGCAGCCCUCUCUGCCUUGGAGGAUCAGCUGAAAGUGGAGACGGAUCGGUGCAAACAGGAGACUGAGCUACGCAGUCAAUUACAGGAAAAGUUGGCUGCUCUGGAGGAGUUGAACGCCACCCUCGUGCAAAAGUGUAGCCAGGCGGAAGAGGACAGGUCGGCGGCCAUAAAAAAGUUGGAAAUCCUGUCAGACUACUUCAAGGAGCGCGAAGUGGUGAUGCAGCGUGAUUUGGGUCGUCAAGCCCUCUCCGAGUCUGAGACUAACGAUGAACUAGAUUACCUUCGCCAGCGAGCCAAAUCCCUCGACGUAGAAGUAAAGGCUCUACGUGAACAGGUAUCCUCCACCCGUCGUGAGCUGGUAGAAAAUGAGCGAGCCAGUCGUCGCCAGAUUGCGCAGCUUGACAAACGCCUACAUGAGAACUGGUUGUCCGCCAGGGCCUCGGAGAAUCUGGUAAAAGAACUACGUGACGAGAACACUGCUUUGCGCCAGAAGAUCGGGGAUGGCGAAAAACUGACUCUGCAGCAGCUGAUUUCGCGAGGACCGCCGGUGCCAAUGCCGCUGUUGCAUCAAUCCCUUGUUCCUCCUGGUGGACCCAAGAAGUCGGAUAGCCGACCCUCUUCGCGUCAAUUGGGAAAUAGCAGCGCUCAGAUGCCGCUGAAGCAGGGAUCAGGAUCCCGACACACCCCGUCCUUCCUUCCACCCCCGCCCUCGCUGCCUGGGAUGCCACCUUUCGCAGCAGGAGCCCCAGGGGUGCCCUUCAUGCCUCCACCGCCUCCGCCACCACCACCUGGCUUAAUUCCCCCUAAGGGAGGUCUUACCCUUUUACCUUCUGUACAGCGCACUUUCUCCAAUAGGAAUAGUCCAAUCCUGCCCGGAUGGGAAGUAAUGCAUGCCCCUGCGUCGCCGCCCGCUGCCCCACAUUCGAACUCAGGCAGUAGCCGUUCCGCCAAACGGUGAGUGUGACAGGGAACUCACCGACACUUUGACACACGCAUACACUCACACACAGAAAAGAUUCUGAGCUGAUCAUUGAGAUGUAUUGUCUUUCCUAAUCUUGAUCUUCUCGCUUACCCGCAUGUAUGUAUUUGUUCAUGGCCUUGUACAUCCUUUCGGCAUGAACUGAGCGAAGUCGGGUUGUGGUGAAGUAAACUCCUCGUGGGCAGUGCUAUUAUGCAUACUAUAUUUUCCGCCUUACGUUUUUGUUUGUCAUUUGUUUUUGCUCAUUGUUGUACGUUAGAUUCGGCGCUCAGAAUUCAGGCUUUACAACCACAAGACCGGUUUACCGUCGCGACGAGUGGCAACCGAGCAUUUUUUUCUUUCUUAAACGCCUAUGAUUACGUCCACACCAAAGUAGAUUAAUAUUGUUACCUUCCGGCGACAGCUGUCGCAAAUGUUGUUCUCGUUACCUCGGCCUAUCCCCUAGGUUAUAUAGUCCGAAUAUGCAAAGGAUAUUUGUCGUGUAGUGUUCAGUCUUGAAGCUGACUGGACGGAUGAAGAAGCCGCGUGAUCACUCCUUGGUUCUUUUGCUAGCAAGACAGGACAAUGGGGCCAUUUGUAACUAUAUUUGUCCUCAGCGCCAUAUCAGAGUGGCGAAAUUGCAAUUUACCUGCCAGCGACUGUACAAUCCUGUGGUACAUAUUGCGAUUGUUAUUUAAGUGGUCAGAAGGAGUGUGCUGUAUUUUCACGCAGUUAGGCGUUUUGGUUAAAAGACCGCCUUACACGCCAGGAUACACUGACAUUUUAAAAGCGAGUCAAGACUAAGAUGCACACGAAGGUACAUGUUGGAGGCUACUGUUUGUGCGAGUCGGGCUUAGACGUGUGAUUUGCGAACAACUGACAAAUGAGGAAGCGGGCAAGGAAGGGCAUCCUUGAAUAUAAACCCGCCAAACUUGGCUGAUUGCUCCAGGUCUUACAAAUGGGCCUCAGGACCUUCAAAACCGAAUGGAGCAAGUGACGCGGUUCGGUCAUUGACGUGCGAAGGAUGCCGUCAAGCAACGUUAUCAAAUAGGGAUGUGAAGCGGACCCGCAACAGAAGACGGACUACAGGGGACACCUAUGAGUACGCACAUAUCCUCGUUUUUUAAAAAAAAGGCAGGAACAAGGAGUGAAGAAAGGGAGUGCCUGAAUGGUCCACGGGGCAAUGGUCGUCUGGGCCUACCCUUGAUGAAGACGUAAUUGAGCUACUUGAGGUUUAUUUAUGAUCAAACGAGAUGCGUCAUCAGCGGCUCGUGUUUACCACCGUAAGGAGGGUGCGCCGCCACAAGUGUACAAAGGCUCCAAUGGGCUGCAGGAAGGGUAGAGGCUUGCGGACAGCAGCCUCGGCCUAAAAGAGCCAGGUAGGCAAAAGUCCACAUCUACCGAUUGCAGGAGUAUCAGAGUGCAAAGAGGAGACCGGUGGAGUGGAUAAGAACACAACUCUCUGUGACCUUCGGCAAACCCCGUUGUGACGCAAUCGGGCAGAACGCUUACGAAGCAAAAUCACUCGUUUCUGCGGUCUACUAGCAUUACUUUAGUCUUCUGUGGGACGGAUGAGUCUAAGCAGCGUCAGCUGAGUAGACUGGUAGUGCCUAAAAGGUUCUACGAUAACUAUAUUCCAUCCUUGAGGAGAGCAGGAAAGCAGUCUGGUCCGGUGGCAACCUGUCCACAGAAUUUCGCAGUCGUCGCUCAGCCUGGGAGGUGACACUGGGUGGAAGGCACUUGAUACCAAUGACACGUUUACUUGGAGUGGUGUCUGUUAGACUGCACGGGAUACGGCAUUUUUAAUUAGCCGUCUAAUUUGACGUUUGCACUGGCUAGUGGACACUGCGGCCUGUCGCGGCACUAGGAUUGUCACACGCACAGUAGAUGCUUGUUAUUUGAAAUGACAGUUUUUUGUUCGGGAAAAAACGGUGCGAAGAACAGAAGCGGCCUUCUAUGUUGGCCUAAAUUUAUUUUACCCAUUGAGGCUGCUGUCACACCCAAUUGAGAUGGUGCUAGCGAAUAAAGCCUCUCGCUGGUGUGUCAUAAGGGCGCUCGCUAAGCGUGUCAUUAUCGACAACAAAGACGUCCGCUUGUAGCAGCACGCUCUUGUGGAAAGCCCUAUCCCAGUCGUGGUUGUCACAGGGUCCAGAUGCCCCAUGCACGACCACUCAGCUAGGUAUCCCGCUAAUCGCCAUCACCUCGUGCGGGUGCCGUCGCUCAGACGCCGAUCGACGCCGUAACUUUUGCCUAUCUUACCUAGACAAACUUCGCUCUGUGUGGUCGUGCCACUCCCGCACACGACAAAGGGAUGACUCGUAGCUGGCUUUUCAGGGCUAAACAGAGAACCAGCACUGGUUAUCGCCAUCUGGUGUAGAUAACAUAAGGAGGACAAACUUCUAGGGGAGUAAACAUUGCUGAAGGGACAAUCGGCAACAGUUCGAAGGCGAGACUGAGAAUAAAGGGGCUCAGGUAUUUAGGGAACCCUUAAUCACUGUGUCUCUACCGUAAAUUGUUGGAGGAUGGGUGCUGGCGGGUUGCUGCUUGAGAAACCUGGGUCACGUGGACUUCAAAGCAGUAGAUGAUUGUUUGUCGCAAUAAAAGUUUAAACGCGAUGUGAAAGUCAGAUGACUGUACGAAGUAAAAGGCGGUGUGGGCAAUGUGAGCACUAGAAACUAAAUUUUGGAGCGGAUGGCAGUUCGCCCAUCGAAAGGAAAUGGCCACCACUGUCCCCGAGAGGACGCAGCGGUGGCAUGCGCGUUGACUGGUUUUUAGUUGGGAGAACCUAAAUGGAACCCAACUCCCUCCUUCCACACCCGCCACACUUGGAUGACAAGAAGAUGUCGAGGCUACGGGAGAUGAGCUGGAACACGACGGGGUAGGGCUUAGAACCGCAACGGAAGUCAAAGCACUUUGCUGCUGUGCGCCACGCCCCCCGUUUGACUGCAUUAACGUCCAUUCUUUUUACUGACACGUCUCUAGUAUGACCGAUGCACGUUGGAAUCAUGAAAAAACUGGAGGCAUCUGCCUGCUAAAGGUUAGUAAACCAAAUCCUCGUCAAGGGUUAAAGUCUUGCUAGAAUUGCCAUCUGGGAAGAAUUAGAGUUUGUCGCUGGUAAUUGAUGAAAGCCGAGUGCCACAGGGACGUUAAGCUUCCUAGACUUGAAGAUGCCAGCUUCAGCCGACAAAGGGGACAAAGUGGCUUUUUAACUGCAACACGUCAAAACGUGCGAAGGAUUUUCAGGCGCCGCUAAAUGUCUUCCACGGCAAAAUGAGGAUGCCGAGUGUGCGAAUGGAAUUGCUAAAGAUAUUUUAGCACAUCACACAUGGACACCAGCAGGUAGAGGAUUUGAUAAAUUUGUCAAGUGAUGGGCAAGAUGCCGGAAAUGAACCACUACAUUAUUUCGUGCGGGCAGCUCUUUUAUCUGGACUACCUUUAUGAGCGAAACUACUUCCGUUGUGAGCUAUAGGAAUAGCACGUUAAGACAGAUCUUAUCACUCUUCAACGGAUCCAAACUCAUUGCGGAAAACCGGAGGAAAGAGCACGUGAGGCCCGUUAUCUCCACGACAAGUUUGUGCAACAUGGCUAUCUGAGGUCAUUCAUAAAUUGCUGCCUACGAGGUCGCCCCCAGAGGGCCCAACCAUCAACACCAUUGACGAUAUGGCAUUCUCUGCCAUACAUCAAGGACGUUUCAGAAGCACUCGAGCGCAUUGCUGCCGAGCUAGGUGUUAGAAUUACACACCGCCCCAAAGCCGCCAUGCGCAGUGGGGUCAUUAAAAUUAAAGACCGGUUAAAGCCUGAGGAGAAGUCUGGAGUAGAGCAUCGCAUCCCGUGCCAAAACUGUUCUCGUAACUACGCAGGCCAGACUGGACGCAUACUCGGGUCGCGCAUGCACGAACAUAGGCUGGCUGUGCGACGAGGCGACGAAUUACCACAAGUGGGCGCCCAAACCUACGAAACGGGCCAUGAAUUUAACUUCGCAGCCACCUAAAUAUUCGCCCACGCCGGAAACAAACGGGCCGAGAAUCGAUUGGAGCCUGGGCCUCGGACGUGAACUCAGUCAAUCGAUUUACCGAUCUGGCGCCGGCGUACAGAGCCCUGCGCAGUCUUGCGCCGUCGGCCGAUGAUUAUCUUACACGCCCUAUAAAUGUCGUCCGUCCUGUUGCUGCUAGUUACUCUGACGGUAGACCCGUGCACGAUUUUAGACGCUCAGAACAAAAGAAUGCUCCGGUGCUCGACCACCUUCUUCUUCUUCUUCUUCUUCUUCUUCUUCUUCUUCUUCUUCUUCUUCUUCUUCUGCUUCUUCUUCUUCUUCUUCUUCUUCUUCACUUAAACCCCGUCUCUGUCUGAGAAGUGACAUUUAAUGCGCGUUCUAUUUAAGCAGUUCAUACAGUUAAACUGAACUGUUGUUAUUUUUAGCGUUAGACAAUUAGGAGGUCACUUUUAGUUCACUGCACGGCAGCUUUAGUUUUAUGACCCCCUCUCUCUGUCUCUUUCUCGUUCUCGUGGUGCUUAGUUGACCCCAGACGGAUUUGUGUCCUAGACCCUUUUUGACCGUUCUGACAAGCAGGAUGGCAGCCGUUUAGUAAGUUUGGUGAGAUUUGGGUCCAAUGUACCCCAAAAUAAUGGGGUCCAGUUGUAGUAGUAUUGGUCCUGGGUAGGGAAAAUCUAAUUAUCAUAUCGGUUUGUUGCUGGGUAAUGCGGGUAUGGUUUUCACCGUCAUAAGGUGUUAUCAUUAGUUAUCCCGAAUGGCAGACCACAUAAGAUUUCUACAUUUCAGUGGCAGGACGAGGAAAGUGCGUGGCAAAUAUGCCGUUUGUCAAGCUCUAAAGUCUAGUUCAUCUACUUAACUUUGCCAACUGAUCCACGUUCUAUUGCAACAUCUUCAGAGCUCGGGGGAGGUAAAGUUUUCUGUUGGUGUUUCUCACGUUCUCCCAAAUGGGACCUUGCUUAGGGUCGUAGGGGUUCAGAUACGACCAUGACUGUGGCUGCUGAGACAGGCGAGUAGUAAUGAAAUUUUGAAUGCAUUGUUACCGAACGCAGGGAUCCGUAAGGUGAAUGACACUGAGCAGACUCCCCUGGCCUCCUCUUCAUUACCAUGCAUAAUAAUUUUCUAGCUGAAAGAAUCGUUCUUUUCCGCCCUUAAGUUUAGAUUAGAAAAUGUACGCGCACUCAUAUUGUGCGAAAAUAACCAGUUUAUUUUGAAAAAAUCCAUUAAAACUGAUUCACAAUCAUGAAUCCCGCGAUAACGAUGCACUUUAUGUCUAGGUAUCCCCUAACUCUGCUGUGGUGGACAUUCAGGGGUGGUAUAUCAUGUUAGAGAUACGGUAAACUCUAAGGAAAAGCGAGAAUUUGCCUAUGACUCUUAAGUUUUUUAGAAUAUCUUGGAAUUCGUCUAGCGCGUGCGAAUAAAAGUGCAGUCGAUGUCUCCGCACUGUGCUAACGAAAGGGAAGAUGCAGACAUUUAGCUAAUGCCGUUUAGCAGUGAUGCGGUAGUUAGUGGAUUUGUUGGUAUUUUGGAGGUCUCAUGGUCCUUAUUAGUCAUAAUUUUGGAUGCGGCGACUACAAGGGAGCUGCGUAUGUGAUCCUCUGACCUCAAAUGCAGCAAGGUAGCCACGUAACUGAAUACUGUUUGCACUGCGGGGGCAAACUUCAACAAAUCCGAGAGUGUUUGGUGGGGUCUAAGGCGAGAACUUCGGUGGUGUCCCGAUAGAAACGGUGGCUGCUUUGAUCUGAAUUCAUGACAUGCACAGAUGUAUAUUUUUGGCUGCCUCGGCAGCUUGCUGAUAAAAUCUGACUGAGAAUCUGUGCUGCUCUUACGCAGCCGUUAUUUUCUGUUCGUCUGUCUUAUACCUGGUCACUCAGGCCUCUCAGUUUAAUCGGAGUCAGUCUAGAUAUCGAAAGACGUUUCUGAGUAACAUUGUAAACGAAGGCUGGGGGACAAGGGGGGUCGUUUCUGCUUUAUCUGCCGUCGUCUUCGAGUCGUCCUCCAGACCGACUUUGAGGCUAUUCUCGAGAAUUCAAGUUACCCUUGCAAGGCUCCUUUCUGCUGAAAAAGCGACUGAACUUCAGACCGUCAGCUGAGCCAAAAUAGGGCUGCACUAUCGCAAAUAUUAAUAUGUAAGUGGAACAGAACCGCAACUCCGUCCUUCAUUUUUUUCUACUACAUACCUGGACGACAUCUUUCAGCAAGCUUUCACUUUUCUUGUUUUCUACCUACUACCCAAUCGUCAAACGAGAGUCCAAUUCCUCCAGCCUCUCCUAAAGACCCCGAACAGUCUAAUUGCAUGAAUGAAAGAACGGCGAUGGAUUACGGUUCACCAGACCUGUGAUUGUGGUCACAAUGCACGUAUUCUGAUUGGUAGAAUUCCUUUUCCAUGGUACCUUGCGUGCACACUGGCGUGAAGGGCUGGGACUGUUGUCAGGACAAAGAAAGAGGGAGCAGAAAGAGAGAGAUAGGGAGGAUAAAAUGACCAAUUAAUUAUUGCCACCACCAUUCCUUUUUACCCAACCUGCACAAGGCGCCACUUUGUUUUAGUCCUUCAUGAUUUCCGUAGUUUACAAGUUCCCACAGACCCUGUGGUGGAGCGGCUUGCCCGAAAUUACUAUACGAAAUCCAUACAGAAUACAAUGGCUAGUGUAACUGCCUUUCGAUUUCAUGCCUCUCACUUUUUUAGGCCAGGUUUACAGCAGGUGUGGGAACUCGUGAAAUUUCAUGAGUUAGCACAAGAAAACAGCUAUAGCGCAAAGUCCACCCAAACUGCGUCCCUCAAAAUCUUACGACAGUCAAAAACGAUUGUUUUUAAGAAAUAGAUAUAGUUGGGUUUGUAAAUUUAUACUUACUAACGUAAAAAUAAUUAAUUUUCAAUGAAAACUAAAGUUUCAGAAAAUGGAUAUCAUGGAAGGACAGAUUUCGCCCACAUCUUGCCAGUUUUUCUUUAAUAAAACUGACUUGAAAUGAAUCUCUCUUCCUUAAACGGCUUUCUGUACUCCAAACCAUUUCAAUAAACACAACAACACCAAGUGUGUGACAUACUUCUCACUCAAUGUUCGACCACAACAUUUCAUGAGGUAGCCCACCGACUGUAGAAAAAAAUUCAUAUUAAAGUCGGAAAGACAAGACUUGCCUGAUUUAUAAAGAAAUAUAGUUCAAAUGGAGCGGGCAUAAACGCCUCCUAAAUAGUACUCAAAUUAAAACAAAAAACGACAUUAAUUUUCGGUACCUCUAGUGUUUUUUCGUUCUCUAGGUGUCUGGCACAGUACGCUUAUUUGGUAUUUGACGGGCAGCGGCUCCUUCCUAAUGUGGUCUUUAUGGCACCUGAGAUUACUUGCGAUCUAAGGACCCCCACUCCGUGAAGCCCGGUACGCCCGGAGCUAGGUAUGAGGUCGUGCUGCCUGACAUGGCCGCCCAUUACGUUCGAGCCCACCUCCGGUCGUCUUUAUCCUGAUUUGAUAUGCAAAGCCUGCGUGUGAAGGGGGUGAGGUGUAUGCAGCGCAAGCGUGCUACAGUAUAAAACAAAUUCAUGCACAAGUCACUUCUGCAGCGUCCACCUCUUGGGACAGUAGUCAAGUUCUUUGUCCACUUUUUAAUUUUUACAAAGAGUACUGAGGAUUGAGUUACGAAAAGGACAGCGCAUAGGUAUACCCCGAAAUAUCCUGGAGGUCCAUGCUGAUGGAGCUGAAGAGCACCCCUUACCUUUACCGAAAGGCAAAAACGGGGUGUUUUUCUUUUGAAGUGCAUUUCAGAGGAACCGUAUGUAAUCAUGCCAUAGACAUGCUGCUUUUUUAGUCUAAUCGGGCAGUGCACACUACUGGGUGUUUAACCGCAUAGUCUCAAGCUAAUGUAAGGCGUUGACAAAGGCAGGGGGCUGCUCCGCCCUAACAUCAAGUAUAUGAUUACAUCAAAGCCUCCUAAUAGUGUGUUUAUACUCGUGCAUCGUCUCUGUUCGAAGUACUGGAAGUGUAUAUACUCCUCAGGCCAGGCUUAAUCGAAUUCAGCCAGAAGGAGGCAAACCCAGUGACUUCAGUGGCAAGAACGUUUGACCGGGGGUCGGUUCUGUCCUCAGCUGGGGAAGAAGUGUCGGCUGGUGAUGUCUAAUAGGCCACCAAUGGCGACUCAGAUGCUCUAGCUCUUGUUAGGUACAUUUCCUGACGUGAUGUCGCCAUCUCAUACAGCCCGUCGUACGCAAAUAUGAGGAGGCGCACCCUACGUCGCACAAACUUCACCCGAAAUAUCAGGGCAUUUACGCAUGUGGGUAGGGCAGGUGGUCCUGCGUUAAACUUCAAGGGGCCAGGGUUGGGGGUUAGUUUUAGGGUUGGAGUUAGGAGGGUGGGUGUUAUGGUUAGGUUUGGGAGGGUUAGUCGAAGUUAGGACACGGGAAUGGGCAUCCCUGUAGUGGUUAUGCGGUGAGAGUGUGUGUAGCAUGUGAGCUACAAAUAGCAGGUCAAAUCGCAGAUUGGAAGGAGAAGACGGAAGGCACCAGAAUGAGGGGUUUAUUGUGCACAGAACCCAGAGUUGUCCUCUCAGGCGGCAGUGGCCACUGGCGAAGCCAGGGCUGAUGUUGACUGUGUCCAGUCAUGCCUGAGAGUCCUUGAGCUAGUGGUGGCAGCCGCUCUUGUAGGCUCGUGGGCCAAGCUCAAGUGGUGUCCAAUCAGCGUGCGUGUUGCAUUUGCCGAGGGGUGGUGUCCCAGUGGCUUGUUUCGCUGGUUGCAGAGGGUGGCGCAUGGUAGCCGCGACGCUGUGUGGACGCAGUUGUGUCGGAGCUGAAAUCGGUCGAGUGGCUUCAGGUCAGCGUGUCUGGAACGGUUCGCUGCAAGGGGUGAAUGACCUUGCGGCAGCGAGGUCUUGAACAAUGGCGCCAGACCGGUCAUGAUGACUGCCCGCUACAUCCCGAUGGAAUUCGGCUCAAGACUACUCCUGGUACAGGGGGACCUUAUUCCUGGGUCCAACCAAGGCUGCUGCAGAAUAAAAGUGCGACCCGUAUUCUGCAUUAUGCAGGUGACCGAGUGAAGUCCGUCUCGGCCGGUCAGAAGGUAAAGGAAGAUGCGUUUAUCCAUUGUGACAGAGAGAGGGGGCAAUCACUGAACCCGAUAGGAUACGGGGAUAGCUUUCACGUGAGUUUGUCUCUGGUGAACCAGACCCGCACACGUAUCUCUCAUAUAACUUACAACCUUCCUCCUGUCAUACUCAAGUGCGUAGUUGCAUCCUACGUUAGACUAUCUUCGCCUGAAAUAGCGGGACACAAGAGAACCCAUCAUAACCACCCUCUUAAAUGCUGUAAAUCAAGCACAUUUAUCGAUCAGGUGUACGUUGGAGGUGGAAAGGGCAGGCUCUGCGUCUUUUGUAGACGCCCUUCUAAGCAGCAGCAGCAGCAGCAGCAGCAGCAGCAGCAGCAGCAGCAGCAGCAGCAGCAGCAGCAGCAGCAGCAGCAGCAGCAGCAGCAGCAGCAGCAGCAGCAGCAGCAGCAGCAGCAGCAGCAGCAGCAGCAGCAGCAGCAGCAGCAGCAGCAGCAGCAGCAGCAUCCGAAUAGGCGUCUAUCGAAAGGACAUCUGGUCUAG